Girardinichthys multiradiatus is the source of this 1938-nucleotide messenger RNA. RefSeq names its product ddb1 and cul4 associated factor 13 (gene dcaf13). Gene Ontology annotation, cellular component: small-subunit processome; nucleolus. Bases 331 to 1668 code for a protein of 445 amino acids. The transcript is spliced from 12 exons. Gene Ontology annotation, biological process: maturation of SSU-rRNA from tricistronic rRNA transcript (SSU-rRNA, 5.8S rRNA, LSU-rRNA). The record is from RefSeq and is a predicted model, not a curated record. Gene Ontology annotation, molecular function: protein binding. Lineage: Eukaryota; Metazoa; Chordata; Actinopteri; Cyprinodontiformes; Goodeidae.
GGUAUCCUCCACAUAUUUACUGCAAGUCAACAACUGAACCACGUUUCUGACAUGAGGCGAGUCUCCACCGAUAUGUGUCAAGUCGCACUCACCCAAGACGACCUUCUUCGUAGGAAGCGAUUGGAUGUUUGCCGAAUACAAAGGUCUAACUUGACUCAUGUUUCCGUCGGUGACGCAACCAUGAGGAUCGGACGUCCCACAAUGCAACGCGUGGAGACCGAGCUGCGUUUUCAUCAUCAACACGUGUCGGCUACAUUUUGUUGUUGCUAACAUUUGUUUAUAGAGAUUAAACCUUCGUCUGGGCUGAGCUGCUCCUGGUUCCGCCAUCAAAUGAAAGCCAAGGUCCUUUCAAGGAACCCGGAUGAUUAUGUCCGGGAAACCAAACACGAUAUUCAGCGAGUCCCCAGAAACUAUGACCCCUCCCUUCAUCCGUUUGAGGUGAGCAGAGAAUACACUCGUGCUCUGAAUGCCACCAAGUUGGAGCGUGUGUUUGCCAAGCCUUUUCUGGCCUCCCUGGACGGACACAGAGAUGGGGUAAACUGUCUGGCCAAGCACACCAGGAGUCUCUCUACCCUUCUCUCCGGCUCCUGUGAUGGCGAGGUCAAAGUGUGGAAUCUUACCAAACACGAAUGUGUCCGCACUCUCCAAGCACAUGGAGGUUUUGUCCGGGGAAUGGUUGUUCGAUACUGUGGCAAUUCCUUCUUUACGAUUGGAGAUGAUAAAACAAUAAAGCAAUGGAAAAUGGAAGCACCUGGGUACGGAGAAGAGGAAGAACCUCUUAACACUAUUCUUGGCAAGACUGUGUUCACAGGACUGGACCAUCACCAAAAGAAGGGCGUGUUUGCAACAUGUGGCCAGCAGGUAGACAUCUGGGACGAGCAGAGGAGCACCCCGAUCCGCUCCUUUACCUGGGGUGUAGACAGUUUCAGCUCUGUCCGUUUUAACCCUGUGGAGACAGAACUCCUCGGAAGCUGCGCCUCUGACAGGAGUAUAGUUUUAUAUGACAUGAGGGAGUCAACACCACUUAAAAAGGUGAUCAUGACCAUGAGGACUAACACAUUAUGCUGGAACCCAAUGGAAGCCUACUGUUUCACAUGUGCAAAUGAAGACUACAACCUGUACACAUACGACAUGAGGCACCUGGAGAGGCCCAUUAAAGUGCACAUGGACCAUGUCUCUGCGGUUCUAGAUGUCGACUACUCCCCCACUGGACAGGAGUUUGUGUCUGCUAGUUUCGACAAGACCAUUCGCAUUUUCUCCAAAGAUGAGGGGCACAGCAGAGAAGUCUACCACACCAAACGCAUGCAGCAUAUCAUCUCCAUAAAGUGGUCGGCAGACAACAAGUACAUCCUGAGCGGGUCAGAUGAAAUGAAUAUCCGACUGUGGAAAGCUAACGCAGCUGAGAAACUGGGAGUGCUGGCCCCCAGAGAGAGGGAGGCCGUUAACUACAGUCAGAAGCUGAAGGAGAAGUUCCAGCACCACCCACAGAUCAGGCGCAUCGCUCGCCACCGACAUCUUCCCAAGAACAUCUACCACCAGAAGAACGAGCUAAGGAUCAUGAAGGAGGCACGCCGUCGAAAGGAGAUGAAUGUCCGUAAGCACAGCAAACCAGGAAGUGUCCCUGUGGUGUCUGAGAAGGAGAAGCACGUUGUCAGUGUGGUGAAAUAGAUCCAGCUAGUGAGGGGGAUGGACUUACUGUUUAGCGAACAGUUGGAGAUCUGCAGAAACACUCAGAAUCUACUGCUGCAAGGACUCAGAUGGGCAUGAUAAACAAGUGUAACUGGCUACCAUUUUAAAGUCAAGCACAUGUACUGUAAAUAAAUGACACAAACCAGUUAGACCUGUACAUCCAGUCCUGAUGUUGGGACCAUGAAAAUGAGAAGAAGUGGAUUCGUGUUUAUAAUUGAAAUCAAAGAAAAUAAAGCUGGUUUAAAUGGA